UUUCUCUUUUUUGCUUAUUUCGUUUUCACACAAAAGUUAUGGCUGGUCCAUCUUCUAGUUCUGUGGGAACAGAAAAAAACAAUGGAAACGGCAAUGGUUUAUUGUUAUAUCAAUAUUACCCAUCGUACUACAGCCAGAAGGUGGUUUUCGCAUUUAAUGAAAAGAAACUCAAAUUUAAAUCCCAUAUAGUUGACUUACAUCGAGGAGAGCAAUAUGAACCUUCAUUUUUGAAACUCAAUCCUAAAGGUGAAGUUCCUGUUUUGAAGGAUGGAGUUAAAAUCAUUCCAGAUUCUCGCCGUAUCAUCGAUUAUGUUGAAGAUAAUUUUAGCAAUGGCAAUACUCCUCGUCUUAUUCCAGAAAAAGGCAGUCCACAAUUUCAAACAAUGGAACGUAUGCGAGAUUUAUUAGAUAAUAUUCCAAAUGAGCUCAUAACUUUUGGUUGCCUUUUAAAUCCAGAGCUGACGGGGAAGAUCAGAAUGUCACCACAGGAAAUCAAAUUCCGUCAAGGUUUUUAUGCAUCUCAUCUUAGCCUUCUUAAUGAGUUUUCUGAAAAGCAUAAUGACUUCAAAGAUUACUAUCUUGUUAAGAAAAACAGCUUGGAAAAAAGGCGCAAUGCUGCUUUAGACAAAAAUGAAGUUGAAAAGGGUCUUUUAGAUCUCGAAUAUGCUUUGAAAGAAGUAGAGAAACUGUUAUCCACCCAUGAUAAAGAAAAGAAGUCAUGGCUUUGUUGUGAAAAAUUUACUAUUGCUGACAUUAGUCUCUGUGUUUUGCUGAACAGAAUGAAAUUACUGGGAUUAUGUGAUAAAUAUUUUAAGGAUAAUCAAUUUUCUAACCUGCAAGAGUACUUUAAGCGAGCUCAACAGCGUGAUUCCUUUAGAAGAACAAUGAAUCAAACUUCAAGUCUUCUGAAACCAUUUUCUUGUUUAGACACGAAAGAUCAAGUUUUAGUGACAAUUGGUGGUGUUGCCAUUGUUCUUUGUGCUGCUGGUGUUGCUGCAUUCCUUAUUCAACGCAAGAAAUGAUUCAUAUAUUUUUGUAAUUCAAUUCCUUUGGAUACAAUAAAAGUAGGUGAUUGUUAGAUUCAUAUGAAAGUUAUCAUUGCAUUUUGUUACUGAAGUUCAGCCGGCAUGGUUACUUACGUACGUUAUUUUUUUAUGUAUCGACAAAGGUGAUACAUAUCUGUAAUAUUUUUUGUAGAUCUGUUGAUGUAAUUCUGCAUUUACAGAGAGACUGUAUGUGCUGGCUGUUCAAAUACUAAA
This is a messenger RNA of Uloborus diversus, 1259 nucleotides long. RefSeq names its product ganglioside-induced differentiation-associated protein 1-like (gene Gdap1). NCBI's taxonomy places the organism in Eukaryota, Metazoa, Arthropoda, Arachnida, Araneae, Uloboridae. The coding region runs from base 39 to 1022 and encodes 327 amino acids. The transcript has 5 exons. Gene Ontology annotation, biological process: mitochondrial fission; mitochondrial fusion. Gene Ontology annotation, cellular component: mitochondrial outer membrane. The record is from RefSeq and is a predicted model, not a curated record.